AUGUCGUCACCGGAAAAGCAGUCUCCGCCGCCGCAGUCGUGCACGUUUUUGUCGCUUCCAUAUGAUAUACAAUUAACUUGCGUAGCACGCAUCUCAAGGCACAAUAGCGCUAGUCACUGGUACAUUCUCUGCCGGAAACCUGACAAAACCCUAACUAAUAGCAUCAAGUCAGCUGGUUAUGUUUUGGCUAGAGUUCCAGUUCCAGUUCCAGCCCCAGCUCACCUCACUCACGUGUCCGUUGGUUCUUGUAUCUACAGCUUUUCUCGAUGGGGAUCAUUGAGCGUCUCCGUUAUGGAUUGCCAGUCUCACAUGUGGGCCGAGGCUCCAAGGUUCCCAGUUAACCUAGUUAUACGUUCUGCUAGCGUCUUUGAUCAAAAGAUAUAUGUAGCAGCAUUGGGACGCAACAAAGUCGGUGAUUCCUUUCCGAACUAUUUCGCAGUGUUCGACACGAAAACACAACAUUUGGAUCCUCUGCCUCUCCCUUGCACAGAUAAAAACUUCUGUUUACGAGACUGCUAUAGCGCAUGUAUUGACGGAAAGUUCUACGUGAUGGCGGGUGACUCAGAUGUGGCUGCUUACGAUCCCAAGGAAGGCAGAUGGGACCUAACUAGAUCAAGAAUGAGUAGGUUUAUGUAUGAUGAUUCUUAUUGCGUGAUAGGGAAUGUUUUGUACAGUUUUUUCUUCGAAAAGUUGCAAUGGUAUGACAGUGAGGGACGUAACUGGAGAGAUUUGCAGGGUUUGGUAGGACUACCUAAGUUACCUACUGCCCGUCAUGUUACAUUGGCUGAUUAUGGUGGAAAGAUGGUGGUUUUGUGGAAGAAUGAAACGACUUAUGACGACGACAUGUCUCACGGAUGCUCUUUUUUUUUUUGGUCGUGCGUCUCACGGAUGCUCUAG
Microthlaspi erraticum is the source of this 897-nucleotide messenger RNA. The record is from the annotation of a GenBank genome assembly. NCBI's taxonomy places the organism in Eukaryota, Viridiplantae, Streptophyta, Magnoliopsida, Brassicales, Brassicaceae.